AUGAGGGCGUUUAUGAUGGAGAUGAGGGAAGGGAUGAGAGCGCUAAAAGAAGAGAUAAAGGAUGAGAUAAAGGAUCAGGGAAGAAGUAUGAANGAGGAGGUAGAGGGACUGAGAAAGGACUUGAAGGAGAGCGAGAAGAGAUGGGGUGAAGAGAGGGAGAGGUUGGAAAAGAGCAUCAGAGAACUGGAAGGAAGGAUGAGGGAGCUAGAAUUAGGAGUGGAAAAAAGAGGGAAGAAGGGUGGGAAGGAGGAGGGAGGCGGAGGGAAAGGUGGGGAAAGGGAGAUGAUAGAAAGAAUGAAGGAAAUAGAGAAGAGAUUAGAAAAAAAGGAGAGGAGGGAGAGGAAGAAGAACCUGUUAAUAAGGGGGCUUGAUGUAAAAGGAGAGAAAAGGAAGGAAGCCGUAGAGAAGAUUUUUGAGAAGAUAAGGGCCAAGGUGGAGGUGGAGGAGGUAAGAAAGAUGGGAAAAAAAGAGGGGAAGAUAGAGACAGUGUGGAUGAGAUUGAGGAGUGAAGAACAAAGGAGCGAGGUGUUGAGGAAAAAAAGCAAGUUGAAGGAAAAUAAAGAAAGGAUAAUAGAGGAUUGGACCUGGAGGGAAAGGAAGAUGAGAUGGAAGUUGGAAGAGAUUGCAAGGAGGGAAAUGGGAAAGGGUAGGAAAAUAGGGUUAGGAUAUGGAACGAUAAAAAUCGAUGAAAAAUGGUGGAAAUAG
Messenger RNA from Pseudomyrmex gracilis, 705 nucleotides. RefSeq names its product golgin subfamily A member 6-like protein 22. The transcript has a single exon. The record is from RefSeq and is a predicted model, not a curated record. Bases 1 to 705 code for a protein of 234 amino acids. Lineage: Eukaryota; Metazoa; Arthropoda; Insecta; Hymenoptera; Formicidae.